GCCAGAUGGGGAGGGCCUCCAAACCCCAGAUUAAACACAGUUGUUUUCAUUCACAAGCCUCAGGAGUACAAGGAGAGAGGACCUCUCUGGCCUCUUCCAUCCACGUGACUCCUAUUUCCCUCUGGGGAGGGGGAUAGUGUAGGGCGGGUCUGGAGAGUUGGGCUACAUCAUUCAGGCCUCUGCACCCCUCCUUUUAUGUCCUCCGGGAGGCAGAAGGCAGGAAAUGACAGCCAGGGAAGUGUUAGGAUUUUUACCAAAACAGCAUUUUGUGGCCCAAGCCACAUGCCGUCCACAGCUGUUUUCCUCUCUGAUACCAGCCAGGUGGCCCCCCUCCCUUGUGUCCCUUUUCAUCCCUUCACAUGCUCUAGCUUCUGGUUUCUCAGCUCCUGGCUGCUUUCCACAUUCCAGUCCCCUUGCAGAACCCAGGCAUCCUGGCCUCCAGCUGAAACCGAAGCGUGUGGCUUCCCCCACGCCUGGCCCUGUGACUCAGACCCUCUGAAGGGACCAGCCCUCUUCUUGGCACUCACCAGGAGAGGGGGGCAGGGGGAGGGGGGGCGAGGUAGUGACAUCACAGCUGAAGGGUAUAAAAGUUUCGAGGCAAAACAGAAUUGAAGUGGAAGACGCAAAACCUGACGGCGCAGCCUGUGCUCCCGGGGACCGCUGGGCCUGAAACCCACGGAGGUCUGGUGGCGAACUCCAAGGCCCCCACACUGACUCCAUGCUGGGCGUUCCCUGCUUUCUGUGGCUCCUGGCUGUCGCCUUCUCCUUGGUUCUCAGAGCGCAGCACUUGGCCCCUCAAGACUCAGAAGAAGAGGGAGAUGAGAUAACGCGGUCACCUUUGCCUGCUGUCCUCUGUGACUAUGACCGCUGCCGCCACCUGCAGGUCCCGUGCAAAGAGCUGCAGAGGGCGGGCCCGACCGCCUGCCUGUGCCCGGGGCUCUCCAGCCCAGCGCAGCCGCCCGCCCCACCGCGCCUGGGAGAAGUGCACGUGGUGGCAGAGGACGGCAGCGCGGUGGUGCACUGGUGUGCCCCCUCCUCCCCGGUCCACCAGUACUGGCUGCUGCUUUGGGAAGGCAGUGGGCCUCCCCAGAAGGGCCCCCUCCUCAACUCUACCUUCCGCCGAGCAGAGCUGAAGGGGCUGAAGCCCGGGGGCGCUUAUGUCGUUUGCGUGGUGGCCGCUAACGCGGCGGGUGUAAGCAGCGUGCCCGGGGAGGGUGGCGAAGGCCCUGAGGGUGCGGACCUCCCUGCCUUCGGGCCGUGCGGCCGGGUGGCCGUGCCCCUCCGGCCCCGCAGCCUGGUCCACGCGGCCGUAGGCGUGGGCGCAGCGCUGGCCCUGCUGAGCUGCGGCGCCCUGGUCUGGCACUUCUGCCUGCGCCAGCGCUGCGGCUGCCCUCGCCGCGCCCGCCCCGCCACCCCGCCCGCAGCGGGGCUCUGAAGCAGCCGGGGUGCCUCUGGGCCGCGCAGAGCUCCCACCCAGGAGCUCAGCCCGAGCUCCGGGAGGAGGUGCGGGCCGCUGCUGCCCCGAGCUCCGGGCGAGAGUUCACACGAGUCCUAGGCUGUCACCUGUGCUCCUGGCUGAAGUUGGAAAGGAGUAGAGAAACAGGGUGGGCAAAGCUUUUCUCAAAGGACAAGAUAGUGACCAGUUUCGGUUUUGCGGUUCCAGAGGAUAGAAUCGAAGACAUAUAGGUACUUAUAUGACCAGGUAGCCAUUUAUAAAAGUGUAAAAACCAUUCUUAGCCCAGGGACCUGACAGAUGAUGGCCGGGCCACAUUUGGCCGGUUGGCUGUAGUUAGCAACCCCCGCCGCACGCCCUAGAAGGGCUCUGCCAUGGUGGGUGGCUUGGGGCGGGGGUGGGGGUUGUGGAUGAGCUGCUGCAGGAGGGGAGUUUGGGGCCAGAGACCACUCCUCCUGCCUUUUGUCUAGACACUGAGAUUGCGCACACCUGUGUCUGAGGCCCGUGGGAAUAAACCACCAGCAUGGGGUGGAGAAGAGAGGACACCCCAAGCUGCUGUCUGGGUCAAGCUUGCCAGUUAAAAAAAAUGAUAAUAAUAAAACCAAGGGAUUUCCUCUUCCCCCACAAUUAGUCUUUACUGUGUACCCCCUGUGGCAGUAUUAGAUCAGAAACAAGAGGGAAACAUUUAACUUGUCACAAUCCUUUUCAACUCCCUGACCACACACCUAUUUUUCAUAGUACACACAAUUUUGAUUU
Molecule: messenger RNA, 2209 nt
Organism: Phyllostomus discolor (pale spear-nosed bat)
Lineage: Eukaryota; Metazoa; Chordata; Mammalia; Chiroptera; Phyllostomidae
Gene: LRRN4CL
Product: LRRN4 C-terminal like
Exons: 2
Coding region: 719-1435 (238 amino acids)
Molecular function (GO): protein binding
Source: RefSeq, a predicted model, not a curated record